Molecule: messenger RNA, 1281 nt
Organism: Lycium ferocissimum
Lineage: Eukaryota; Viridiplantae; Streptophyta; Magnoliopsida; Solanales; Solanaceae
Exons: 3
Coding region: 1-1281 (426 amino acids)
Biological process (GO): DNA integration
Molecular function (GO): nucleic acid binding
Source: RefSeq, a predicted model, not a curated record
AUGUCAUUUUAUGGUAACGGAGAGGGAAUUGUUUUAGGACAUAAAAUUACUGCUAAAGGGAUAGAAGUGGAUAAGACAACAAUUGAUCUUAUAGCAGGAUUACCCUCUCCCACUACUGUUAAAGGCAUUAGAAGUUUCUUAGGACAUGCAGGAACCAAAGUUACAGUGUUCAUCGAUCAUGCAGCCUUAAAAUAUCUCUUAGCCAAAAAAGAUGCUAGACCUAGAUUACUAAGAUGGAUACUCCUUUUGCAAGAAUUUGAUCUUGAAAUAAAAGAUAGAAAAGGUUCAGAAAAUCAAGUAGCUGAUCAUUUGUCUCGUUUGGAAGAUCCUCCUGAUGAGAUAUCAGAUAUUAGAGAGGAAUUCCCUGAUGAACAUAUUUAUAAAAUCACAACAAUUGUGAAUCGACCUCCUUGGUUUGCUGACAUCGCCAAUUACUUAGUAGGAGGAUGGAUCCCGAAAGAUUAUUCUUACGAACAAAGAAAAAAGAUCAAAAAGGAAAUGAGAUAUUAUUUUUGGGAGGAUCCUACUUAUUUAAAUUUUGUGCGAGAUGGCAUGAUAAGGCGUGUGUACCGAGAAAGAAAUGAACAACAUCUUAAGCCAACUUGCCAUGAUGGGGUACAUUUGGAGGACACUAUGGAGGGAGGAGAACAGCAGCUAAAAUACUUGAACCUGGUUUUUCCUGGCCCACUCUAUUUAAAGAUGCAAGAAAUUAUGUCACCACUUGUGACAAAUGCCAGAGAAGUGUUUGGAACUCCACGAGUUAUCAUAAGCGACCAGGGAACUCAUUUUGUAAAUAGACAAUUCGCUAGUUCGUUGUCUAGAUAUGGAGUAACUCAUAAAACAGGAACUCCCUAUCAUGCUCAAACAAGCGGGCAAGUAGAAGUAUCCAACGGAGAAUUGAAAAGAAUUUUAGAAAAGACUGUUGGUUCCUCUCGUAAAGAUUGGUCUUUAAAAUUAGAUGAUGCUUUAUGGGCCUACGGAACUGCUUUUAUAACUCCCAUAGGCACAUCUCCUUAUAGACUAGUUUUUGGAAAAGCUUGUCAUUUACCUGUGGAAUUAGAACAUAAAGCAUAUUGGGCUAUAAAAUUGUUGAAUCUAAAUUUGCCAGAUGCAGGUAAAAAUCGUUUGUUGCAGCUUGAUGAAUUGGAGGAGUUCAGACUUGAAGCAUAUGAAAAUGCUAAAUUGUACAAAGAAAAGACAAAAAGAUGGCAUGAUAAACUCAUUCGCCAUAAGUAUUUUAAAAUUAGAGACCAUAUUCACUAUUGUACAAUAGCCGAUUAA